This is a messenger RNA of Scaptodrosophila lebanonensis, 1377 nucleotides long. RefSeq names its product DC-STAMP domain-containing protein 2-like. The record is from RefSeq and is a predicted model, not a curated record. The transcript has 9 exons. Gene Ontology annotation, cellular component: membrane. The coding region runs from base 1 to 1377 and encodes 458 amino acids. NCBI's taxonomy places the organism in Eukaryota, Metazoa, Arthropoda, Insecta, Diptera, Drosophilidae.
AUGGGUACACCCUAUGACCGUUGCAUAGGCGCUGGAAGAAUCAGUAUCCGUGAGUGUCAGCUGAAAUUUGGAGCCAAGAAGCCAGUUUGUAAUGCACAGCAAAGAUUUGAAUGGUUCUGUGGGAAUCUCAAAGAAUUGAAGACCUUUUUCGAGAACACUGUGCAGUUGCAGCAGCAAAUAGUGAAUGAAAUUUUUCAACGUCUGCAGGAGAGCUUUAUCAAAAUUCGACAUAUAUUCGAGGUGAGCAUCACCUUCGAUCACACUCACCACCAAAACAAUAGCAAGACGAUGAACAGCACGGAGCUGAACCGGGAGCUGGACAUGCAGAUGAACUCGCAGAUGCAGGAGUUCCUGCUAGCCUUUGUCUGCGAUGAGUAUUGCAAUGUCUACCUGACACAUGAGUUCUUCUCCUUGGAUGAGGAGCUGCAGCGCGUUGGAGGUCCAACAGCCCUACCCUUGCGUUCUGCCGAGAAGGUUAAAUAUGUCGAGCUGACUUCAAUGCGUUUGUUGCCAAACGAGCUAAGUAAAAUGUCCCAAUCCGUUCUCUUUAUGAUUAUAACUAGUGUGCAGCUCUUCUGUAUUUGUUACACUGAGUACAGUCUCUUCUGGAUGCUGGCUCUGAUGUCCUAUCACUCCCACAAAAUGGCUGGCCUAGAAGCACCACCCUACACUAAAAUCGUCAUAAAGAGGGGUGGCACAAUCGGGGAAAUUCUUCGUGGACUGGUUCACGCUUUCGAACCAUUGGGUACGAAAUAUUCCAUUGAUACGACAGAGUGUUUGCCAACACCGGUACCGCCCAACUUUGUGCGUUACUAUGAGAUUGUUGUGCUGUGCCUUCUGGCCUGGUUUCUGUUGUUUUGGGAGCCCUAUGGCCUGCGACUUCGGCACAGAAUCAUGAGCUGCUUCUAUCCAGAUGCCUCCCACAAACGGGCUCAAUAUUUACAUCAACGCAUUGUAAACGACAGAGGGAACUUCGUGAAGCUUGCCAGACGCAGAGCCCGUGCUUUGCAUCUCUACGCUGAUCGCAAUGACGCGUUUUGGUGUUUGACUUGGUGCUGCAAGAUUUUUGGCUGGGGUUCCGGUGGCUUCCUCGGAUACUCUAGCGGCGAUAUUUGCAUCAUUUGUAGCAAACCUCUCAAAAGAUCUGAAGCCAUUAAGUGCAAUACUAUUGGGUGCAAGGGAAUCUUUUGCCAGCUGUGCUUCUACGAAUCCAAUUAUCAUUGCUGUCUUUGCAGUCCUCCGAGCUCCUAUGGCGACUAUAGUGAUCUCUCCGAAAUUGGAGAUUCUUCUGACGACCCGGAUGCAGAACCAUUUCGACCAGACAAUAUAUACUCUGGCAAUGCAUCGUUUGAUACACUUCGUAAGAAGAGUCCGUGA